Messenger RNA from Pedinophyceae sp. YPF-701, 1716 nucleotides. Lineage: Eukaryota; Viridiplantae; Chlorophyta; Pedinophyceae. The record is from the annotation of a GenBank genome assembly.
AUGCACUGCCAUACAAGUGUACUCGGCCGUCGGCACGCGAAUGUCUUCCAAGACAGCCGCAUUCGUCCCGCCCGCCGCGCCGCGCGCCACCCGCGUGCGUCGGAGGGCGCCCGCCGCACACAAGUCCGCGCCGCGCCGGCUGACUCGCCCCUGCCGGCAGAGACCGACUACGUCGUGAUUGGGUCUGGCUUCGGCGGUCUCUGCUGCGCGGCGCUCCUCGCGAAGUACGGCAACAGCGUCACCGUCCUCGAGAGCCACUACCUCCCCGGCGGAUGCGCACACAGCUUCGAACACGAGGGCUACACCUUCGAGGCCGGACCUUCCUUCCACGCAGGGCUCUCCGCGCCGUUCGGACGGUCGUCCAACCCAGUGCGCGCGGUUCUGGACUACGUCGGCGAGACGGUGCCGAGCAUCACCUACGACGAGUGGAUCGCGUACCUGCCUGAGGGCCAACAGAUGCACAUUCGGCCCGACGCCAGGGCGUACGCCCGCGAGAUCGAGCGGCUGGCGGGCCCGACUGCCGCGAACGAGUGGCGUGCUCUCGAGCGCGAGCUCCUCCCGCUCGGCGACGCCGCUGCCGGGCUGCCUGCAGCGGCGCUGCGCUACGACGUUGGGAUCGUCCGCACGGCCGCGACGCUGGACCCGCUCGAGCUGCUCAAGUCCGGGCUGAGCGCGUCGAAGCUGACGGGCCCGUUCUCGGCGCUGGUGGACAAGCACGUGUCGAACCCGUGGCUGCGGAAGGUGCUCGAUUUGGAGUGUUUCCUGCUGUCAGGUCUGACCGCCAAGGACACCAUCCUCGCGGAGAUGGCCUUCAUGUUCUCGGAGCGGCACUCCGGAAAGUCGACGAUCGACUACCCGGUCGGCGGGACCGCCGCGAUGAUCGACGCGCUCGUUCGCGGCCUGGAGAACCACGGCGGGGAGCUGCGGCUGCGCAGCCACGUGGAGGAGAUCGUGGUCGACGGCGGGCGGGCCACCGGCGUCAAGGUGAGGGGGUCAAAGGGCGGGUUCGUUCGCGCGCGCAAGGCGGUGAUCAGCAACGCCACGACGUGGGACACGCAGCGGCUGCUGCCCUCGACGGCGACGUCCGCGGGGCAGGUUGCAGCGUGGUCGCGCGAGUGCAAGGCCGUGCCGCCGCUGCCGUCGUUCGUGCACCUGCACCUCGGCAUCAGCGGCGAGGGCCUCUCGGACGACCUCCUGAUCCACCACCUGGCCGUCGAGGACAUGAACAAGGAGCUGGACGACGACAGAAACGUCGUCAACAUCUCCAUCCCAUCUGUGCUCGACAAGGAGUGUGCGCCCGACGGGAAGCACGCGGUGCACGUGUACUGCGCGGCGAACGAGGACUACGCCGUCUGGGAGGGUCUCAAGCCGUCGUCGGGGGAGUACAAGGCCCUGAAGCGCGAGCGCAGCGACAAGCUGUACGCCGCGCUGGAGCGCGUCAUUCCUGACGUCAGGUCGCGCGUGGAGGUCGAGCUGAUCGGGACGCCGCUCACGCACGAGCGCUUCACGCGGCGGCACCGGGGGACGUACGGCCCGGCGCAGUCGAUGGGCCUCCCAGGCGCGAAAACGCCGAUUGAGGGUCUGCUGGUGUGCGGGGACUCGACGCAGCCUGGCGUGGGCGUGCCGGCGGCGGCGGCGAGCGGGAUGCUGGCCGCGAACACGCUCAGCCCCGUGGACAAGCAGCUCGACCUGAUCGAGACACUGCGUCGCGGGUGA